UUGUAUCUAAAGACCAGGGCCGAACUAUCAAAGUACCUAUUUUUAACACUAGCAAUGAUAAUCUCAAGCCCCCAAGAUCUAAAUUUGUAGAUAUGAGAAGUAAUAGUGAUGAUACUUUUGCCAAAUUUAUCUACAAAGACAAAGUAUUGAAUGAAAUCAAAGAGUACAACACCAAAGAAUUAGCUACUGAAGAAGUUGGAUUGUAUAAUAACCCAUGGGUAGAAACUGAAAGUUCUGCUAUAUAUCUGACUACAAUAGAAAAAACACUGACCCAAAAUAAAAAACCUCCAGAGCAAACUAUCAAUAAGCUUCUCAAAGAAUUUGUUUAG
Dentiscutata heterogama is the source of this 329-nucleotide messenger RNA. The record is from the annotation of a GenBank genome assembly. Lineage: Eukaryota; Fungi; Glomeromycota; Glomeromycetes; Diversisporales; Gigasporaceae.